AACAAAUCAAACCGGCAAAGCAUCAAAAUAUAAAAGCAGAGGGAUACAAACUCGGAAAAAACUUUACAACCCUAAAGUUUUUGUCUCUCUCACACUUCCUAAAUCCCACUCUUUCUUUGUUCAAAUCUCAGGAAAAAGGUGAGGCACACAAUUAAACUCACAAUUCACAAUUCACAAUUCACAAUUCCCAAUUUCCAAAUUCUAUAAAUAAUUCCUCUUAAAAUCGCAAACUUUAGUUUUUCCUAAUCUCAUAAUCAAGGAAAAAUCUAACCAUAAAAAUGGCAACCAUUAGACUAACGUAUGCAAAUGAGUUGAUAUACUCAUCUCCAGUUUCCACUUCUUCUCACACCAAGAAUAGUUUCAAUUUUAAACCCAGAAAAUGGAAUUUUCCCAAAUCGACAAGAAAAUUAUUUUCUACUUCUUGCUCGUUUAUUCCAAUGGAAACAGCUAAGAUUAAGGUUGUGGGUGUUGGUGGUGGUGGUAAUAAUGCUGUUAACCGCAUGAUUGGUAGUGGUUUGCAGGGUGUUGAUUUUUAUGCCAUAAAUACAGAUGCCCAGGCCUUACUGCAAUCAGUCGCUGAGCACCCAAUUCAAAUUGGAGAGCUUUUGACGCGUGGAUUAGGUACUGGUGGAAAUCCGUCUAUUGGGGAGCAGGCUGCGCUAGAAUCCAGAGAAGCUAUUGAAAAUGCACUUUCUGGAUCAGACCUUGUGUUUAUAACAGCAGGGAUGGGUGGGGGCACUGGGUCAGGUGCUGCUCCGGUUAUCGCUCAAAUUUCCAAGGAUGCGGGUUACCUCACUGUGGGUGUGGUCACUUAUCCCUUUAGCUUCGAGGGCCGCAAAAGGUCAAUACAGGCACUGGAAGCCAUAGAGAAACUGCAAAGUAAUGUUGAUACUCUCAUUGUGAUACCAAAUGACCGUCUCCUGGACAUUGCUGAUGAACAAACUGCUCUUCAGGACGCUUUUCAGCUGGCUGAUGAUGUUCUCCGUCAGGGUGUUCAAGGAAUUUCAGACAUAAUCACAAUUCCAGGACUUGUCAAUGUAGAUUUUGCUGACGUGAAGGCAGUCAUGAAGGAUUCUGGAACUGCAAUGCUUGGAGUGGGUGUUUCCUCAAGUAAAAAUCGCGCAGAAGAAGCAGCGGAACAAGCAACUUUGGCCCCUCUUAUUGGUUCAUCGAUACAGUCCGCUACUGGUGUUGUGUACAAUAUAACCGGUGGAAAGGAUAUAACUUUACAGGAAGUUAACAGAGUAUCACAGGUGGUUACGAGUUUGGCGGAUCCAUCAGCUAAUAUAAUUUUCGGGGCUGUUGUUGAUGAUCGCUACAGUGGAGAGAUUCAUGUAACUAUCAUUGCUACCGGUUUCUCCCAGUCAUUUCAGAAAACACUACUAACAGAUCCCAAAGCGUCAAGGCUUUUGGAUAAAGUAAUCCAGGAAAGCAAAGGAUCUUCUACCGUUCUUUCCAAGUCAUCUCCAAACUCACUACCACCGCGGCAACCUCCUAGAAAGCUCUUCUUUUAGCCUUCUUUUAAAGCAUAACUCCCUCGAUUUUCACAUGUUCUUUUCUCAACCAUCUUGUCGUUCGUAUGCUGUAAUGGUUAUUCAUUUGUAAUGAUCUAAAAAUUCAAUGUUGAUACUUUGCAAGGUUUUUUAUUUAAUACCCCCUCUUGUCUCGAGAGAUUACA
This is a messenger RNA of Amaranthus tricolor (Joseph's coat), 1678 nucleotides long. Its product is annotated as cell division protein FtsZ homolog 1, chloroplastic-like. Lineage: Eukaryota; Viridiplantae; Streptophyta; Magnoliopsida; Caryophyllales; Amaranthaceae. The record is from RefSeq and is a predicted model, not a curated record. Gene Ontology annotation, biological process: microtubule-based process; chloroplast fission; cell division. Gene Ontology annotation, molecular function: GTPase activity; GTP binding. The transcript is spliced from 6 exons. Gene Ontology annotation, cellular component: chloroplast; cell division site; microtubule. The coding region runs from base 279 to 1514 and encodes 411 amino acids.